Molecule: messenger RNA, 2480 nt
Organism: Microcebus murinus (gray mouse lemur)
Lineage: Eukaryota; Metazoa; Chordata; Mammalia; Primates; Cheirogaleidae
Source: RefSeq, a predicted model, not a curated record
UGGAUACUGCCGGUCUCCUAUUCUCAGGUUGCGCCGCUGUAAAACGAGGGCGGAACUUCCUAGUCUACUUCGGGUCGCCUGAGGCGCGUGUUCCUAGAAGUGCCAGCCCUGUAGAGGCCCUCGGGAUGACCUGCUGGCCGGACCGGCCUUCCCUUUUUACGUACGGGAAAACGGAGGCCCCGAGAGCGGAGCGAUUGGACCAGGGUCACCCAGCCAGUGAAGACUGAGCCAAUUCUCAAAACUAGGUGCAAGUGCUUCCCUGUGCCAGGGUAUCAUGGAAGGGCUGCUGACCAGAUGCAGAGCAUUGCCCACCCUGGCCACUUGCAGCUGCCAACUCUCUGGGUAUGUCCCUCGUAGGCUCCACCACUGUGCCCCAGGGAGAAGGCAGCGCUUGGUGCUAUCACGUGUGUUCCAGCCACAGAACCUUCGGGAAGACCAGGUGCUCUCCCUGGAGGGCAAAGCUAGCGACCUGACCUGUAAGAGCCAGCGGCUGAUGCUACAGGUGGGCCUGAUCCACCCCGCAGGUCCUGGCUGUUACCACCUCCUGCCUUACACCGUCCGUGCCAUGGAGAAGCUCGUGCGGGUAAUAGACCAGGAGAUGCAGGCCAUUGGGGGGCAGAAAGUCAACAUGCCCAGCCUCAGCCCGGCAGAGCUCUGGCGAGCCACCAACCGCUGGGACUUGAUGGGCAAGGAGCUGCUAAGACUUAGAGAUAGACAUGGCAAGGAAUACUGCUUAGGACCAACUCAUGAGGAAGUUAUUACAGCCCUGGUCGCCUCCCAGAAGACACUCUCCUACAAGCAGCUUCCGUUCCUACUUUACCAAGUGACGAGGAAGUUUCGGGAUGAGCCCAGGCCCCGCUUUGGCCUUCUCCGUGGCCGAGAGUUUUACAUGAAGGAUAUGUACACCUUCGACUCCUCCCCAGAGGCCGCCCGGCAGACCUACGGCCUGGUGUGUGACGCCUACUGCAACCUGUUUGACAGGCUGGGGCUGCAGUUUAUCAAGGUCCAGGCAGAUGUGGGCAGUAUCGGGGGCACAAUGUCUCAUGAGUUCCAGCUCCCAGUGGAUGUUGGAGAAGACCGGCUUGCCAUCUGUCCCAGAUGCAGCUUCUCGGCCAACAUAGAGACACUGGACUUGUCACAAAGAAACUGCCCUGCUUGCCAGGGCCCACUGACUGAAACCAAAGGCAUUGAGGUUGGGCACACAUUUUACCUGGGUACCAAGUACUCUUCCAUUUUCAAUGCCCAGUUCACCAACAUCCAGGGCAAACCAUCCCUGGCUGAAAUGGGGUGCUAUGGCUUGGGUGUGACACGGAUCUUGGCUGCUGCCAUUGAAGUCCUCUCUACAGAAGACUGCAUCCGCUGGCCCCGCCUCUUGGCCCCUUACCAAGUCUGCCUCAUCCCCCCUAAGAAAGGUAGUAAGGAGGAGGCAGCUGCUGAGCUCACAGGGCACCUGUACGACCACGUCACGGAGGUGGUGCCUCAGCUUUGUGGGGAGGUGCUGCUGGAUGACAGGACGCAUCUGACCAUUGGAAACAGACUGAAAGAUGCCAACAAGUUUGGCUACCCCUUUGUGAUCAUCGCUGGCAAGAGGGCCCUGGAGGACCCUGCACAUUUUGAGGUUCGGUGUCAGAACACCGGUGAGGUGGUCUUCCUCACAAAAGAAGGCGUCGUGGAAUUACUGACCCAAGUGCAGACCGUCUAAAUGCCCCCAGGCCACUCGCACCCCAUCUCACAGCCUUGCUGUCAUUCUAACAUGCACUUUCCUCCACUCCUUUCCUGGGCGCCUCUCUCCAGAAACAGGGCAGCUCAUGGGAGGUGAGACCAUGUUGGAGAAACCAACUCUCACCCAGUCAUUUGUUCAAAUGAUUUGUAUUUAAAGUCAUUAACUUGAUCCCUUUCCCUGGAUUAUCAUGCCUCCAUACACUAUUCCUUCUGUAUUCCUUUGUGGAAGCUUCUAUUAGCUGGCUGAGAGGCAAGAAAGAGUGCCAAGUUCUAGUCUUGGUCCUUAGGUGAUUGCUUCCCUUCUCUCAGCUGAGCCUCCAUGUGUAGGCUGGGAACUCCCGACAGUCUGACCAUGGUCUCUUGCUGCAUUUGGUCCAGAGAACAAGCCCACCAGCCCCGCUCCACUGAGCAGCUGGGCCGAGAGUGUGGGGAAAAGAAUCAGGUGAGCUGACUGCCACCAACUCACUGGUGACUUGGACACUUCCCUUCCCCUGCUGGGACCUCAGUUUCCCCAUCUGUGAUAUGAGAAAAUGGAACUAGGCCUGUAAAGUCCGUGUUGGUGACACUGCAUUGUUCCAUGCGAGGUUCAUGACAGGCAGAUCUGGUUCCUCUGAUCCUUCAGACUCUUAAGUUUCCGGGAAAAUCAAUGUAAUUGGCUGAUGACCCAAAACUUCCUCCAGAGACCUGGCCCUAUUGAGGUGGCUUAAGCACUGAGAUCAUGUUCUAUUGAUUGAAUAAAGUUUAACUUUUGGAAUGAA